AUCAGCAGCUGGUUUGUUCUAAAAAUUGGUUCAGUUAUUAUCUCGCAACCUAGUUAUAGGGUAGUGACUUCGCAGAAAAAAUGUCAGAACUACACUUCACUCCAAUUCUCCAUCCCCCUUUGGGGGCUUCAAGCACUUGUUUUCGGGGUUCCCCUAUCAAGUUUCAUGCAUUGAUGCAAAUAGAUGCAAGCAAGGAUGCUAUAAUCAAUCCCGCAGAGAGGUUCACGGUUCUUCUCUGGUAUUCUACUGACGGUCGUGGAACAUGGGCACCGGCACCGUUCGAGGAAAUCUCGCUUUACAAUGGAUGGGUCUGAAUCCCCGUUUUCUGUACUUGGGUAAUUAUUGAGGAAACUCCGACUGAUGCUGGGUACAACAGGAGAAAAUGCAACGCCCAGGAAGGAGGGAUCUGUUUGUGCUCGACCUCGAUUACGAUUCUGAGUUGGGACCUUUGCAAUUCUGUCUGAAGUACAGGCUCGGUGAUGGCCCCUGGUAAGAGCAACCCUAACCCAAUUUUUUCUUAGCAAUCUAACCAUGGAUUAGGCUUUGGGCGGGCUCCCGGAUCGGGGGUGUGGAUGGUAGAGUUGUCUUCCAAGGACCCUGCGAAUAUGUGAUUCCCAAGGAUAUAAUCGGGAUUGUGCCUGAAAGUGGAUGGGAUUCGCAUGCAAUAACAUUAAAGGAUGGGUAUCAAGUUACUGAGUACGGGUGUUCGGUAAGGGGGGAGGGAAUUCUUGAGUUACCGUUUGGCAAGCCUGUGGGGUUGGUUGAGAGAUGGAUGGCGUUGGCCAAGAUCGCCAGUAUGGUUCAAGCUAUCCUAGCCCGUUAUUGAGUCGUCACUGAGAUGGGUUAUAGCGCCGUGGAUGGGUCCGCUUCAUGGAACGAAGAAUAUCUUUAUUCAGAAAGAUGCCCUUCUUGCUAUGUUUCAGCGUGCGCAUGAUGGGGCCCAUGUUGUUUUGCUGCCGGUAUCUGGCCUCGAGGGAGGUAGUACAUAUCUAACGUCUGACACUGAGGGGGACGGCCAGCUCGUUGUCAGGUCGAUGGGUGAUCAUGAAAAAUGUUAUGGUGGAGAAAGAGAUGUCAAGUUGCUCAUGGGAUUUGGACCUGAUCCCCGUGGAACUGUUGCGUGUGUGUUCAACCAUCUAAAACGGAAAAUAAAGGAGAAGCAGGAUAAGGCGACCGAUUCUUGUGAGUACCUCCUUCACCAGAAUGGUGCGAAAACCUGAGGUGGUAAGAACCAACACUAAUAUUUCGAGUAUAGAUACUGGAUCAAACAAUUCCUCCACCUACCCCGGAGAUUCUCAGGAGAGGUCGCCUUGGGAAGAUGGAGUUACCUAUUGUACGUGGAACGGGCUUGGUUGGGAUCUGAGCGAAAAUAAAAUCUUGGAUGCUUUGGAGGAACUUGGCAAGUCAGGGAUACAAGGUAAAAGACAUAUUCGUAGUUUGUCGGCCGGGUUAGCUGAGGUUAUCGUGCAGUCUCCAACCUUGUUAUCGAUGAUAACUGGCAAACUCUGGUAUACCAUUCUAUCCAACUGCCGUGUGCCGAGAUCUGAUGGAGACAUAUAGGCUGGGCGUAAUUAUGGUUCUAGUGGUACAUGGUCAUCUUUCGAAGCAAAUGAGAAGUUUCCUGGUGGCCUUAAAGGAAUUAUCAACAAAGUGCGGGAAAGGUUUCCGGAUAUCAAACAUAUCGGAAUCUGGCAUGCACUGGUACGUACUCUUGAUAGUUGUUAUGGUUCGGAGGCAGUAUAUUAAUGAAACAAGCACGGCUAUUGGGACGGUAUCACCCCAAACAGCGCUCUUGCGGAGAAAUACAAAACCAUCGAAGUUCCCUGGAGAGAUAACGUCAACGCAAUAACCAGGAACCUGACAAUGAUUGAUCCCGAGGAUGUUGGGAGAUUCUAUGAUGACUUUUACAAGCAAGUGUAUUAGGUGCAAUUUCUUGGAAACCGUGUUAACUGGUAGUUUUAGGUUUCUUUCAGAGAGUGGUAUCGAUUGUGUGAAAACUGAUGUUCAAUGCCGGAUCGAGGAGCUUACUUCAGGCACCGACAGGGCCAGGCUGGCCGGUCCUUAUCAAGAAGCCUUUAGAAAAAGCGGUAAUAAAUUCCUUGUUAUUUCUUGCUUACCGUGCUAAACUAGAAUUUAAUAGCUAUAAAGUACUUUGACCAAAGGGUUAUAUAUUGUAUGUCCCAUGUACCACAAAUAUUGUACACCGCUUUGCUGCGGGAUGAUGGAUUGAAAGUGUUCUUGAGGUAUUCCACAGCCCACCCCGAUCCAGUACUGAUGUAUUAGAAUAUUGAAUCAGUUUAGGACCUCAGAUGGUGUGCUAAACCCUUCCUGAAUAUACUCACGAGGCUCGAAUACUAAGAUUAGUUGUCUCCAAGACUUCUAUCCCAAUCUUCCUCAAAGUCAUUCAUGGCAUAUAUUUGCCAAUGCGAUGAAUAUGAUACUUUUCGGCCAACUUCAUAUCUUGCCUGGUUAGUUGCCAUAGGUUCCCUGCCCCCUCCGUCCUUACUGAACAUGGUAGAUUGGGAUAUGUUUCAAACAUCUCUUCCGCAGUAUGCUUCUAUUCAUGCUGCCGCUCGUUGCCUUUCCGGUGGGCCUAUUUUUAUAACAGACUCCCCAGAAUCGCACGAUCAACAUCUGGUGUCUUCAAUGGUCUCUACGACACCCUCUUCUAGAACCCCUCGUGCCCUUCGUCCUAGUGAAAUGGCAUAUGCGAUAGAUCCUUAUCUUGGGUAUCGCUCAAGCAGACUUCUCUGCGUGAAAAAUAGUUACUUAAACGCGAGCGGCAUGGUGCACUUGCUGGGCGUUUUUAAUGUAUCAAGUACCUAUUUGGUGGAGCUCGUUCGAGCAUUUUGGCCGAGCGGUGGAGAGUGGGUAAUCCGGGGGCACAAUAACCAGAAUGUUAAAAAGCCUGAAGGGGAACUAAUGGUAGUGGGAUUGGAAGCGGGUGAUUGGGAGAUUUUCACAGCGGCAACGGUUAAGGAUGGGGUUGCAGUCCUGGGACUAAAAGAGAAUAUGACAGGAGCCGCAGCGAUUUCUAGGUGGAGCGUGGAAACAGGCAAAGAAGGUAAGAAGAUUGAGGUAGAAUUAAGAGCUCUGGGAACCCUGGGUAAGUGGACCCCUAUUUGGGAACUGCCGUUUGCAACUUGAGCUGAUAAUACGGUUGGCUAAGUGGUAUACAUCGAGGGCCUCGAGCCUGUAGUAAUCCCGCCAAUAAAGGGAGAAUCCUCUCCUGAAAAAUUACAGUUGGGGGUAUACCCUGUAGUUUACGAGAACUGUCUAGAAAUUGAGCUACUAAAGGGGGAGGGUGCAAUGGAGAGCACCCUCGACCCCAUGAUAGAGAAGGGGACUCUUACCUGUACUAUUAACAUAGAUAUGGCUGCAAGGCUCUCAGCGAUACAGAUAUCUUAAGAGCUGGUCCCAGCAUAAGCACCGUCAAACUCUAGUGUUGUAAACCUUGGCAAUAUAUAGAGAAAUUUAUAUCAUCAUAGUACU
This is a messenger RNA of Tuber aestivum (summer truffle), 3492 nucleotides long. Lineage: Eukaryota; Fungi; Ascomycota; Pezizomycetes; Pezizales; Tuberaceae. The record is from the annotation of a GenBank genome assembly.